GUCCCCUGUGGUCUUGGUCGCUCAAACCCCGCUGCCCCUCAACGACUCUCCAAACUCCCCACGUACUGUACUGUACUGUCUAUAUAUAUAUAUAUAUAUCAGCUCAAGGAACUCCUCCUACCCGCCCAACCCACGACCAUACAACCCAAACUUCAACCUCACCGUCAAAAAAAAUGCCAAUCCUCUCAACCCUCCCCCUCCAACCCCCCGGCCGCUUCGACGCCACCUACUCCCUCCAACUCAACAAUCUAAUGUCGCGGCAGGUGUUUGAUGAGCGUGUAAAGGCGUUCAAUGCGGCGAUUGAGCCGUCUGUGAGGGAUGCGAGGACGUGUUCGGUGAGAUGGGUGGUGCCCUUGCUUUUGAUUGCUGCUUGGUUGCCGGUCAACAUCCUUCUCCCGAAAGCCGUCCUCCCGGACACAUGCAAAGACUCUGGAUCAUCCAGCCCCUUUUCCGAUUUCGACAACUUUCGGGAGUGUGGUCAUAAGGAGACUGUCAGCCACGUAAUAAUCGCCGUCGUGAGCAUGGUCACUCUCGUCAUCGCCGUCAUCUGGGCCACACGCGCCGCCGCCCGUAAACACGAGCGUCUCUCACUCCAAAUGGAAGAAUCAUGCCGCCGAGUCGCUGCGGCGCAUAACCGGAGUGAUAACCCAAAAGGACUGAAUUGGAUGGUGCGGAUGGUGCAGGAGGAAUACACGUAUUCGGCUAGCAGUGAUAAUGGGAUGAGUAGCACGCGGACGGGGACGAGGAUGAGAUUGACGGUAGAACUCGAACACGUCCAACCGUCAAAUGUACCCACAAUGACCACGCAAUCGCAACCCCCGUUCUAUCCGCCCUACCCUACGCCCACACCCAACAUCCGCGCCGUACAUCCGACCACCGACGACACCGCCGCGGCGCCAACCUUUCAUGUCGUCGAUGUCGUUCAAUCUCCAACGCCGGGGACGUCCUCAUCAGCUCUUCUAGGCGGCGAUAGAGACUAUGGGGAGGGACCGAGUGCGCUGCCGCCGCCGUAUAGCGCGGCACCAGCGGCUCCGACGAAAGAUGGCGAGUAGUAGGGGUUAGAUGCGUUAGGUAGAGGGUGGAUGUAUGUAUAUAUACAGGACCCAUUUUUUUGGGGGGAGAUGGGAAUCGAUGCGGUGAUGCUCGAUAACAUGAUUUACUGGUUCUUAGUAAUGCGGAUAUUGGGACACCGUUCGGAGGUUGUGAAGCUGUGUUAGAUAGUACUGUACAGUACGUAGUAGAUAUGGAUUUGGCUGUGGACAAGUGGUGGUGAGUGCGAUCGGAG
Messenger RNA from Fimicolochytrium jonesii, 1285 nucleotides. RefSeq lists its product as uncharacterized. Lineage: Eukaryota; Fungi; Chytridiomycota; Chytridiomycetes; Spizellomycetales; Powellomycetaceae. The record is from RefSeq and is a predicted model, not a curated record. The transcript is spliced from 4 exons. Bases 174 to 1052 code for a protein of 292 amino acids.